Mangifera indica (mango) is the source of this 1863-nucleotide messenger RNA. Its product is annotated as zinc finger BED domain-containing protein RICESLEEPER 1-like. The transcript is spliced from 2 exons. Lineage: Eukaryota; Viridiplantae; Streptophyta; Magnoliopsida; Sapindales; Anacardiaceae. The record is from RefSeq and is a predicted model, not a curated record. Gene Ontology annotation, molecular function: DNA binding; protein dimerization activity. Bases 1 to 1863 code for a protein of 620 amino acids.
AUGUCUUGGCCUGGUGGAACACCAACAAUUUAUUUCCAAACAAGCAAUGGUGAUGAAAUUGAAGCACUUCCAAAUCCUGAACAGGAAUCCACCCAAAUUAGAGAAGAAAAUGUUGGCUCUGAACCUAUUUCAAACCAUGAAAAUGAGACAGUGAAUGCAGAUGUGGAGAAAUUGCCAUCUACUAAACGAAGAAAGUUGAAUUCAAAGGUUUGGAAGGAAUUCACAAAAUAUAAAGAAGAUGGAAUAGAAUGGGCUAUAUGCAAACAUUGUGAGAGGAAGUUUAAUGGUUCAAGCAAGAAAGGAACUACACAUUUGAAAAAUCAUUUAGAAAGAUGCCAUCGUCGUAAUAGAAAUCCAGGUGAAGGUGCAUCUGUUGAAACAAAUGAUUUGAUUGCUCCAACUGUCGUCAAAGAAAAAUCUGUGAUUGAUGAAGAAUUGAAUAAUUUGGAUGCUGCACGAAUCAUCAUUAAGUAUGGGUUUUCAUCAUUGAAGUUCAUAAAGGCUGACAUACUCCAUGUUUACAAAGAGGAGAAAGAAAAGCUUCGGGGAUAUUUAAAUAAACUGUCUUGUCAUUUCCAUUUGAAAUUUGAGUUGUAUGAUAUGGAGUACAUUUUGGUGGUGCUCCACUUCAUUGAUGAUAAUUGGGUAUUGAAGAACAGGAUUAUUGAUUUUGCAUCGGAAAGGAAUGAAAGGGAUUUUUCAGACAUUGUUAAAGGUCUACUUUUAGAUCUGAAUGUUGACAAGAAUAUAUGUUCUAUAGUCACAGGUAUUAGUAGAGAAGAUUUGGAUCUUUUUUUCACAAACUCCUGGAUCAGUAAACGAGCUUUACUUCCUUUCAACGAGAAUGUGUUAACCAUUCAUUGGCUGGUAGAUAAUCUUAAGAGGACUGUUAAAAAUGGGCCAAGUUGGAUGGCAGAAUUGCUUAGUGAAAUAAAGAUGUCUUUCAGCUAUAUUCGUGAGUCGCCAUCAAAUGAAAACAGGUUCCGAAUUGCGUUAAACAAAGCUAAGUCGAUGGGCAAGAAGGUGAGUUCUCAAGGCCUUCCUAAUAAAUGGAUUUUUGAUGAAUUAGAGGUGCUCGGGAGUGCAUUGGGGUAUAAAGAAGCAUUUUGUGAGCUUGAAACGAUAGAUCAUAAUUUCAGGGUAAUAAAUUUGACAGAUGAGGGAUGGUAUAAAACAACCGUGGCAUAUGAGUGUGCGCGUGUGUUAAAAGAUGCUGCUGAUAAUUUGUCUAGAAGCAAAUAUACUACUGCAAAUGUAUAUUUCCCCAAGGUUUGUGACAUAUAUAUGAAAUUACUUCAAUGGGAAGAAAGUGACAAUUCUUAUGUUCGUGAAAUAGCUUCAUCUAUUAGAGAGAAAUAUUUUGACAGGUAUUGGAGUCAAUGUAACCUGGCUCUAGUAAUUGCAGUGGUUCUUGAUCCACGAUUCAAGAUGGAAAUGGUAGUAGGUUGGUACAAGGAACUAUAUGGUGAGGAUGCAAACACACGUCUCAGGAAAAUCUACAAUGAAGUUAAUAAUGUCUAUAAUGAAUAUGCAAAAGUUCCGAGAAUGCUAGACACCCUGGGGAGGCCUUGUGGAUCUUCAAAUUCAGAACUUGAUUUAUAUUUAAUGGACCUUAAAAUUCCUUCUGUUGAAGAGUUUGACAUACUAGCUUGGUGGCGCACCAACUCUCAAAAGUAUCCGACACUUGCUAGAAUGGCACGAGAUUACUUGGCGAUGCCUAUUUCUACUUCUGGUUUUACUUUAGAUUCUUGUCAUUUAAGUUCCGAACUUUAUAAUAUUUUUAAUUGCGAUGGCCUAGAUACUGACUUGAAAAAGGCCCUGGUAUGUACUAAAAGCUGGCUGAAGAGCCCUCAACAUGACUAA